AUGCUGACGGCUAAUCUUGCCCACCAGCAGACGGCGAGCCUCUUCUGCGGGGCGCCGAUUAAAAAGGAGCUGCCGGGCCCGCCUAUGCAAAUGGUAAGCCCUGCUCGUCUGAAGAUGGGAUUCAGCCUACCGCCGAAUAUUCUCUUUUGGCCUCAGCCGGGUCUCGAGCCCGACUCCGUGUUGGCCCCAUCGCAGGUGGGCGGUGUUCAGCAGGUGGGUUGCUCGUCCGGCCGGACAGGCUACAUCUUCGUUCCGAAGGCUCCUUUGGAUCCUGUGAACCGAGAGACCACCCUUCUGACCCAUUGA
Protopolystoma xenopodis is the source of this 306-nucleotide messenger RNA. NCBI's taxonomy places the organism in Eukaryota, Metazoa, Platyhelminthes, Monogenea, Polystomatidea, Polystomatidae. The record is from the annotation of a GenBank genome assembly.